Echinops telfairi (small Madagascar hedgehog) is the source of this 885-nucleotide messenger RNA. RefSeq names its product syntaxin 19 (gene STX19). Gene Ontology annotation, cellular component: endomembrane system; plasma membrane; synaptic vesicle. Gene Ontology annotation, molecular function: SNAP receptor activity; SNARE binding. Bases 1 to 885 code for a protein of 294 amino acids. The transcript has a single exon. The record is from RefSeq and is a predicted model, not a curated record. Lineage: Eukaryota; Metazoa; Chordata; Mammalia; Afrosoricida; Tenrecidae. Gene Ontology annotation, biological process: exocytosis; synaptic vesicle fusion to presynaptic active zone membrane; intracellular protein transport.
AUGAGAGACCGACUUCAAGAACUAAGGCAGCGAACGAAAGCAAUGGAACUCUCUAAAGAUGGGCGUGUGUCCAGGACAGAGGCCGAGGAACCCGGGGAGUUCCCGCAGCAUGCUGUUAUUUAUGAAAGAGAACCUGUAGCCGAGAGGCAGCUACAGGAGAUCCAAAAAUUGCAGGAGAGCCUUAACCAUCUAACAGAUGAUGUCCAAAAAUUUGGGCAGCAACAAAAAAGUCUGGUCGCUUCAAUGAGAAGAUUUAGUCUACUUAAGAGAGAAUCUAGCAUUACGAAGGGGAUAAAAAUCCAAGCAGAGCACAUCAAGAGAGAUUUGGACGAUCUAAUAAGAGAAGCCAUAAAGUCAGAGGCGGAAAACGGUCCAUCAUCAGUGAUCACAAGAAUACUUAAAUGUCAGCAUGCUGCCAUGUUCCGCCAUUUCCAGCAAACUAUGUUAAUAUACAAUGAUGCAGUAGCAGCAAAACAAGAGAAAUGCAAGACAUUUAUUUUUCGUCAGCUUGAGGUUGCUGGAAAAGAAGUUUCAGAAGAAGAAGUAAGUGAUAUGCUUUAUCAAGGAAAAUGGGAAGUUUUCAACGAAAGCUUACUUACAGAAAGCACUAUCACUAAAGCACAGCUCUCAGAGAUUGAACAGAGACACAAGGAACUUGUUAAUCUGGAGAGUCAAGUAAAGGAUCUAAGAGACCUUUUCCUUCAGAUCUCUCUUUUAGUCGAGGAGCAAGGAGAAAGCCUCAACAAUAUUGAAGUGAUAAUGAGCAGCACAGAGGAAUAUGUUCACACCACUACAGAGAAAUUUGGACUAGCUGUAAAAUAUAAGAAAAGAAACCCUUGCAGGGUGCUGUGCUCGUGGUGCUGUCCAUGCGGUAGCUCAAAAUAA